Molecule: messenger RNA, 1275 nt
Organism: Fusarium fujikuroi IMI 58289
Lineage: Eukaryota; Fungi; Ascomycota; Sordariomycetes; Hypocreales; Nectriaceae
Exons: 6
Coding region: 1-1275 (424 amino acids)
Source: RefSeq, a predicted model, not a curated record
AUGGGCAGCGGCAAAGGCGGGAGCUCUUGGAUCAGUAGGAGCAGUAGCAGCAAAUCUCUACGAGAAUGCCUUGAGCACAAGUGUCAUAAGCCGGUAGGGAAGUUUGGUAGAAAUAAGGAGUAUUCGGUCCACUGCGAGAAGCAUGCUUGUAAUUUCGGAGCUAGGUGCAAGUUGAGCAAACAUUCAAGAGAUAAGUUCUGCGCCUACCACUCUGUGUGUGCUUGGCCUACAUGCGAUACAAAGGUCUUAGAUGUCGAAGGAGGCAAUUUUCUUUACUCUAAUAUUGGUCACCAGAAAUGGUAUUGCCGCGAUCACUCCUGCAAGGCAAAGGUCAAAGACAAGCAGUGCUACGAGCUACCCCAUAAGAACUCCCAAUACUGUGAAGAGCACUCCAAAGAGUUCAAGUGCAAGAACCCGAAAUGCGAUUCGGACCGAGAUGGUUCCGAACGGUACUGCAAGAAACACCACUGUGAAGUGGACGACUGCCACCGUAAAACACUCAGAUUAGAGGAUCAUGAAAUGGCGGGUCGAGAUAAGAAAAAGUGCUAUCGGCAUCAACACUGUGAAGCCUCGAGAGACUGCAAGAACUACUCUCUUUGGGAUCCUGACAAAACUCCAACGAGGCUCUGUGCGAACCACUACAAAUGCCAGUUCUUACACGACUGCAACGGCUUUGCCCAAGGGGAUUCAAGAUUCUAUGGUGCCAUAUGCACUUAUGCUCCGCGCCUGGAUGCCCCGACUUUGCGAACGGACAUGGUCACGCCCACCCCCAGAAAUGCUUCCGACAUACUUGUCAAAGAGCAGACUGUUCAGAAAUCGUCCAGGACAGCAAUCCCAACUCUCAUUUUUGCCAAACUCAUGCCUGCGCGGACCCUUCAUGCUCUUAUGAGUCAACAAUCCCUAGUGGCUAUUGCUACGGCCAUGGAUGCAACACACCUGGCUGCCGUGCGCCCCGAGACCGCGGCUCUCCAUUCUUCCCCUCUCUUUGCAGACUCCAUGGGGAAGAGAGACAGGAAGAUGAGUACUACUAUCAUACCGCUGCUCCUUCUCGAGCAACAUCUCGCUCGGGUAGCAGGACUAGUAGCCAUGACUCCCGACGCAUUCCGAGGACAUUUCGCCACCAGCAAUACCAUUGCCCAGCAUAUCAGGAUCCGUUUCAGGCCUCAGAAGCUGAUCGUCGAUAUGAAGCGUAUGAUAACGCAGAUGAUUAUUACCGGAGGAUCCCGAGAUCACGGUAUUACGAUUGAUCGAUUUAGAGUCUUAGACACGAUGUAA